CACCGCGUCCCUGCCGCCCGCCUGCUGCCGGCUCGCCCCUGUGCGCUGGUGUCUUCUGAUGCCUUCGGCCCAGGCUUCCCCCUCAUGGCUCUGAUCUCCUUUGCCGCCCCCUCAACACCCAGCCUGGGACACGCAGCCUCUCCCUCGGAAGCAGGGAUGCUCGCUUUCCUCCUGGCAGGCUGUGCCAGCCACGUGCUGUCACCUCGGAGUGUCUUCCAGCCGCGUGUCCCUGCCUCGCUGGGGCACUGAGCUCUCCGUAGUCUGUGAAAACCCCCCCUGCUUCAGCGGGAUUCUUCGGCUCUGCUGACUCUUUGGCUUCCUGGUCUUUGCCCACCCUGUUCCUCGACCACGUCUGUUCAGACCCUGCUCUUGACAAAUCUUGCCCCCUCGGAGGCUUCGAGAGGAGCAGGCAGCGUCACGUGGAGGUGGAGCAGAGCUUGUCCCCGUUCGGGAGGAUACGGGCUGCGGCAGGAUCGGUUCGGGAGCCAUGGGCCGUCGGCUCCUCCGCGGUGUCUCUGGAGCCGCAGUCGUCCUUGCCAGCGUGGCCCUCCUCUCCAUGCGGCACCGUGGGGCUCGGGAGGCGGCUCAGUACCCAGGGAUCGGGGAGGGGAUGUUGGAGAAGCCAGAGCAACAGAGCCAAGGGAGCCCAGAGGGAGCCGGUGGCAGGGGGCAGACGGACCUCAGACUCCAUCCUCCGGAGGGAUACAGGAGUGAGGGAAGCCUGACGCUUGGGGACAUUUUCAUAGCUGUGAAGACAACAAAGAGGUUUCACCGGAGCAGGAUGGUGCUGCUCCUGGACACGUGGAUAUCCCAAGCCAGCAAACAGACCUACAUCUUCACUGAUGAAGAAGAUGAUGCCUUGAAAAGGAGAAUGGGUGGCCGUGUGAUCUUCACCAACUGCUCUGCCGAGCACAGCCACCUGGCCCUGUCCUGCAAGAUGGCUGCAGAGUUCGACGCCUUCCUGGCCAGCGGCCUGAGGUGGGGCAGGGCUGCUGUGGGGGGACCCCGGAGGGCAAGAGGCACCCUCCUUACUGAAAACUUCUUGUGUCUUCCUGUCUGCCCCAGCUGGUUUUGCCACUUGGAUGAUGACAACUACCUGAACCCUGGGGCACUCCUGAAGCUCUUGUCCUCCUAUGCGGAGACACGGGAUGUUUACCUGGGCAAACCCAGCCUGAACCGACCCAUCUGGGCCUCUGAAACGCUGCCAAACAACCAGACGAAAUCCGUGCGCUUCUGGUUUGCCACUGGAGGGGCCGGGUUCUGCAUCAGCCGCAAGCUGGCAAGGAAGAUGGUGCCCUGGGCCAGUGGCAGGAACUUCCUGAGCACUUCGGAACUCAUCCGCCUGCCGGAUGACUGCACCGUGGGUUACAUCAUUGAGUGCAAAGUCGGUGGGCAGCUGAUUCCCAAUGCACUCUUCCACUCCCACCUGGAGAACCUGCAGCUCAUCCCCACCUCUCAGCUCAUGCAGCAGGUCACCCUCAGCUAUGGUGUGUUUGAGAACAAACUCAAUGUCAUUGAGCUCAGCGGCCCCUUCUCGCCCCAGGAGGAUCCUUCAAGGUUUCGAUCCCUCCACUGCCACCUCUAUCCCAACACCUCCUGGUGCCUGCAGGCUGUUGGCUGGUGAUGCCUGAGCCUCAGCUGCAGCGGCUCCAGGUGACACCUGUUCACCUGCAGGGAGUGGGACACUGAAGAAGCUUGGUGCUCCCAAUUUCACCUUCACCCUGGUGGUCUUGGUGUGCUGUGAUGGCUUUCUUGGUCCUCGCUCAAUAGUGGUGACUCAGGACAAGAGACGAGUUCUGAUCCAAAGAUGGAUAGGAUGGGCUGGACACAUGAAUGAGCUUCUCAUCUGAGUUGGGAUAUGUGCAAGGAAUGGGAGCAGUAUGCCUUCUGAGCAGAUCAAGAAUAGGAUAGUGACUGCUGGGCAUCUGAGCAGAGAUGAGGACUUGCUGCUGCUGCUGCGCUGUGCCCUGGCCACAUCUUUCUGGACUAGAAGGGCCCUGUGUGUGCAUACCUGGUGCCCAGCUCCUGGUGGGAGGCAUCAUGUCAUUGCUCCAGGCUGUCUGAGCAGGGCCUCUUCCUCCAUAUUGGUGCUUUCCCUGUUGCCCACACUUUGCAGCCACAGACCUGUUGAGUCUCUGCAUAGUCAAAGUCUAUAGAAAUGGAAAAUGUGACCAUUUUUGGGCUGAAUGAAUCCUGGAAAAGCAGAGUCCUUGCUCAACAGAGGGGAGAUGGACAGGAAGUACAAAGAAUCAGGAAUCCUCUGCUCUGCUGGGACAAAAAAGAGGGCAUGGAGUAAGGGAGCCAGGGGGAAACUGAGUGAGAUGGGGAUGGUUCUUGCGUUGAAUGUUGAAGGUUUGAUCUUGUAUGGUACUGCAUUAUUCCUCUCCUUUUACCUUCUUGAUGUGGGGUCAGGCUAAUCUCUUGCUCUAAUUACCAACCUGUCGUUUGAGAUUAGAGUCCAGCUCAUAUCUGUGAGAGGAGACAUCAAGGAUUAGAGCUGGCUGAAAGAGAGGAGGAAGGAAGAGAUGGAGAAGGAGCUCUCAGGAGCGGAUUAGAGGUUACGGCUUUAUAAUCUUUUCUGUCCCCAUCCAAAAAAAUUAAGUCACGAUGGAAUGGAAACAGCAAGGCAAAGAGCUUUUUAUCUCUGUGGGGCUUCCCUCCAGGUGCCAAUAGCAGCUUUCUGCCUUCCUGCUCUCCCUGCUGAGCGUAACAGAGGGAAGGAGUGGACUCAAAUAGGUUACAGGCUUUCUGGCAUGUUUGUGAAGGGUGCUUUUCUCAAUACAGUGCCCAGUGUGAAAGCUGGGCAAUGGUCCUUGCUGGGGAAUGAACUUUGGCAUCAUUUUGUCCUUGUACACACAGUUAAGUGGCUGGGGGAGGGUUUUGCAAGGAAACCUGGAAGGCAGAGAGGCUGUUUUAAAUGGCAGGUGGUGCCACAAACAGGUAUCUUUCUUUAAAGAGUAUUUCAAAACAGACUGCUGGGAUCUGUGAGAGAUCCUGUAAUCUCCAGAUGAAAGGACAAAUGCCCUUUCUCUACAGAGCUGCUCAGCUUUGAUGCUGCUGAUGUGACUAAGCCUGCUGCUGGUGGGCUGGAAGAGCCAAAGGCGACUGUCACUGUGGCUUUGCCGUUUUGAAAACUGGCCACUCUGUCACCUCCUGCCACCCCCAAGCACCAGCAUCUCCUACACAGUGCACACAAAGUUUAAAGGAAAGGCGACAGAAAGACCUUCCACCUCUGUAAAGGGGGAUCUAGAAAGGAAUGAGCACUUUAAUUUUUGGAAAAAACAGAAGGCAGGAGCCUGUGGAGCUGUUUUCCAACCUGGUAAUUCUUACUGGCAUUUAGUCAGCUUGUGCAGCAGCACACAGCCUUGCUUUCUUCUGUUGCACAACAGGCCUUUGAAGUAGAAGUUUGUCCUGAGCAGGCGCAGGGGCGAGCUGAGGCCAGUGACCAUUUCUUGAGUUGUGGAAAGCCUUGGCUCACACGGCUACGCCAGCCAAGAAUCCACAUGGCACAAAACAGGGACACAGCUAUUGGAAGAGGGAUGCACCACCAAGAAGUCCUGCCCCACAGGACUAGUGGUUUGGGCACAGCCAGAAGAUGAAAUACGGUUUUGUGAGAAGGAAUGAGUCUUCAAGAGAAACCUACACUACUUGGAUAUAUCAUUUUUCCCCAUUCAGAUUUUCAGCUGAUGUUAAUAGAGACUUUGAGGUAAAAAGCUGGUCCUGGCUGUAGAUGUCCUGGUGACAGUCAGAGCAAAAUGUGAUUCAUGUGAGGAAACUGGUACAGCAGCUUCACUUCCCUGGGGUAAAAGCAAAGCAGAGAAACUGAAAGCUUGCUUUGGAUCCCGGCUUCAGCUGGUCUGAAUUGACCUGGUGCCUUUUGCACGGUUGAAGAUCAGAUGUUUAAUGGGUUGAAUCCUUGAGUGGCUGCAUGGGGACCCGUUUAAGACUCGGUUUCGUUGCUAGAGCAGUUAAGUGCCACUUUUGUGGAAAAUGUCUUGUCUCAUAAGGAAACAGAACAGAUGAGAAGAUGUCUGGGGCAGGGCAUCUCUUGGGCUGUAGAGAAAUGAAUGACAGAAGAGUCCUGCUAUGCCUGUGACGACAAUAGGCUGGAAAGAAAAUAGCUUCUGAGUCGACAAAAGAAACCAGGUUUUCUCUAAGAACAGAGAGACAGCUUAAUGGGACGCUCACCGCAUGAAAUCUGAUCAACGUUAAAACAUGAGUUAAAAUUAGUUUCAGGAAUGGUUCCUGCCCCUGGGGCUUGCUGUCAGAUAUUGUGGUUUUACAGUCUCAUUUUCCUAGUUUAUUAAAAUGUUUAGCUGCUUGGGAAAAUGAGAAACAAUCUCAUGUGAAACUUUUCAGGGGGCUGUCUUCUUUUAUUCUCUUUCUCUUGAUGUAACAAAGAUUUUGGAAAGGUUCCACUGGGUCUAUUAAAUUUGUAUUUUUUUCUUCUU
Molecule: messenger RNA, 4451 nt
Organism: Melospiza melodia melodia
Lineage: Eukaryota; Metazoa; Chordata; Aves; Passeriformes; Passerellidae
Gene: MFNG
Product: MFNG O-fucosylpeptide 3-beta-N-acetylglucosaminyltransferase
Exons: 7
Coding region: 488-1624 (378 amino acids)
Biological process (GO): regulation of Notch signaling pathway
Cellular component (GO): membrane
Molecular function (GO): O-fucosylpeptide 3-beta-N-acetylglucosaminyltransferase activity
Source: RefSeq, a predicted model, not a curated record